AGAGAAUUCAUAAAAAAUGAUAGAUGUGAUACUUAUUUGUUCCAGAAUACUUCUUUUAGUUUUCAGUUGUUAUUGUAAUGAUCUAGAACCUGCUUCUCUUGAUAGUAACCAGAGGAUUACUGACCCUAGAGCUAGAGUUGAAACAAGAAAUAUUAAUGAAGAUUAUACAUUUGAAGUAUGGAGCGGUGUGGAGUAUUAUAUAAAGUUUGUUCUCACAGAUUCUGUAGCAGACGAACUAGCGAAGACGAUUACCAAACAGAUAUUCCAGGUCAAUAGUAGAAUAGGAGAAACUACAGAAUCUACUGUAACAGAUUUACAUGAAUCUGUUACGGGUAUUGAAGAUUUUAUAACAGAUGUUGAUGAGACAGAUAACAGAUUACUGAUAAAUCCUGUAGAUAUUACAGUUCGCCAGUUUAAUAGAAUAAUUAGCUUUCAGCUUCCUGCCACAGAGAGACGGGGAAAUAGCAUUGUGUAUCGAAGCAAUGAGAAGUCUGUGGAUUUUUGUCCUACGUCGGAUAUAAACUCGAAUUCUACUGUUCUCAUGACGCUUUCUACCAGCUCACAUAAACCGGUUCUAGUCCAUAUCAAGGUCCUUCUUAAAGGGAAAACUGCAGGAUGGAAUAGAACAAAGACUGGAGUAUAUGAGAGUAGCACUAGUAUAACUCCAGUCACCACCAGGAUACGGUACUUUCAACCAAACCUACUCCCACCAGGAUAUAUUAAUAUUAAGGUGAGUAUGAGAGAAGAUUCAGAUUGCCUGUGUUCUCUAAUUUCUAUUCAGAACCCUACAUGUCCUUUCCAUGAUGAUAUUGGAUCCGCCAUGAGGUAA
This is a messenger RNA of Eurytemora carolleeae, 829 nucleotides long. RefSeq lists its product as uncharacterized. NCBI's taxonomy places the organism in Eukaryota, Metazoa, Arthropoda, Copepoda, Calanoida, Temoridae. Bases 17 to 829 code for a protein of 270 amino acids. The transcript has 9 exons. The record is from RefSeq and is a predicted model, not a curated record.